AUUAAUUUUGAUAAAAAAAUCAUAUUUAGUUGAGUACUGUGAUUUGGUGGGAACGCCAUCUUGUCAAAAACUUUUUUUUUAAGAUUCUAAAAAUCAAAGACCACUUCGCCCGGCUUGGAUUUGAUCCAACGAGAUUUUCGGUCAGACAGAUACAAAAUAAAUAAUUCAUUUUACAAUCAGAUUUUUGUAGUCCAGAUACAGAAACAUUAUAUGAAAGCACAAUGGUUUGGUUACCUUGCAUGGGUGCACGAGAUGAAGUGGAGGAGCAUUCUAAACAGAUCGACCGCGAGAUCAAACAGUGGAUCAAAUCCUAUAAUCAAGCUAUAAAGCUGUUGUUACUGGGUACUGGUGAGAGUGGUAAAACAACAAUUAUAAAACAAAUGAAAAUUUUACACGUACAAGGUUUCUGCGCUAGCGAACGGGCAGAGAAAGCAAAUCUAAUUCGACACAACAUCCAUGAAUCUAUCCACGAUAUCGUAGACAAUAUGAUUGUCCUGAACAUUCCACUGCAAAAUCCAAAGAAUGAAUACUCAAGAGACUAUAUCUUAAAACUGGGACCCGAGGGACCCACUAAAUAUUCAGAAGAAUAUUUUGACCACGUAAGAACGUUAUGGCGAGACGGUGGUGUUAGAGAAUGCUUUAGACGAUCAAAUGAAUAUCAACUAAUAGACAGCGCUGAAUAUUUCUUAGAUAGAAUAGAUCUUAUUGAAAAACCUGAUUAUAUACCGUCAGACGCAGACAUAUUGAGGUGUCGACAGAAAACUACUGGUAUACAGAAGAUUGAAUUUAAAGUUAAGGUGCCAAAAUCAAUGCAUGGUGGCGUGCAGGAGUUUUGGAUGUUCGACGUUGGAGGUCAGAGGGGGGAAAGAAAGAAAUGGAUACAGGUAUUCGAAGGUAUCAACGCGAUCUGGUUCCUUGUGGCGUGCAGUGACUUCGAUCAGACUCUGCGUGAGGAUGCCACUCAGAACAGGCUUAAGGAGGCCCUCGCGUUGUUUGAAGAUGUCUGGCAAAGCAGAUUCCUCCUAGAAGCUGGCCUAAUCCUGUUUCUGAACAAACAAGAUCUAUUAGAAAGCAAGGUGGCUCAAGGUCGCAGUAUUGCUCCUUACUUCCCCAAUUACAACAACUUUGAGGCCGCUGGCGACGAGUAUACAAGAACUAAGCUAUUUAUUAGGAGUUUGUUUGUGGAUUUGAUAACAAAAAAGCGGGAACGCCGGGCCUUAGACGCGUCAGCUGAGCGUUUCGUUAUUGCCGAGGCGCGGCGGCCCAGAGAAUGUUACUUCCACUUCACAACGGCUACAGACACAGACAACGUGCGAACAGUAUUCAGGGAUGUUCAUCAAAUAAUAUUAACACAUAUGCUUAGUAAUUUAGGGGUUUAUUGAUAGUAUUAAUAUCUGUUAAUUUUCAUUGCUUAAUAUCUGAAUUUGGAACGCAUUGUCUUUCCUG
Messenger RNA from Spodoptera exigua (beet armyworm), 1446 nucleotides. NCBI's taxonomy places the organism in Eukaryota, Metazoa, Arthropoda, Insecta, Lepidoptera, Noctuidae. The record is from the annotation of a GenBank genome assembly.